AUGACCGAAGAAGUUGAAACGGUAGAUUUGACACCACAAACAAAAAGUUCAGAACCAUUGUCAAAACCUGUCAAAGAACUUACAGAUGAAGAGAAAAAUUCAAUAAUAGAAAGUGCCAGGUCUGGAAAUACAAACCCUAACUACAAAGUCACUUUUCAUAGAAAUGGAACGGCUAGUAUCUCAAAAAAGAAACAGACUCUCACAAAUAAAAUAUUGAAGUCUGAAGGAGCUUUCGAGACAACAGAUGGAAAAGUUACUUCACUGACCAACAGUUCAUUAUAG
Messenger RNA from Trichomonas vaginalis G3, 282 nucleotides. RefSeq lists its product as uncharacterized. The record is from RefSeq and is a predicted model, not a curated record. The transcript has a single exon. NCBI's taxonomy places the organism in Eukaryota, Parabasalia, Trichomonadida, Trichomonadidae. Bases 1 to 282 code for a protein of 93 amino acids.